AUGUCUGAAGGCCAGAUUGCUAUUCCUGCUGUUUACCUCCGCGGAGGUUCCAGCAAAGCAAUGUUCUUCAAGGAAGAGGACAUUCCACCCCCCGGGCUCCUCAGAGAACGUGUCCUAAAGCGGGUCAUGGGUACACCAGAUCCCAUACAAAUUGACGGGAUGGGGGGAACCCGCAUUGUAACAUCGAAAGUGGCCAUCAUAAAAGCAUCUGAUCGAGAAGAUGCCGACGUGGAAUACACAUUUGGGCAGGUCGGCAUCGCAGAGGACCACAUUCGGCUACGGGGUAACUGUGGCAACAUCAGUGUUGGCGUGGGACCAUUUGCUAUCGACGAGGGAAUCAUCAAAAAGCCUUUUCGAAAAGGGGUAGCCUUGGAUCCCGACUUACAAACAAGAGAAGUUCGCAUCUAUCAGACCGCGAUCAAGAGGUUAUUAAUCGCCCACGUACCUGUCAGUGCUAAAAGUGGGAAAUCUAUUUCACGGGGGGAUUUUGCCAUUGCUGGUGUCCCGGGGACUGGAGCUCCUAUUCUGAUGGACUUCCGCAACACCUCAGCAGGAUUUCUAAACAAAGGUCCAUUGCCCACGGGAACUCCCACCGAAACAAUAGAGAUCGAAGGGAUCAAGGUCCCUAUUACUAUCGUGGAUAUCGCCCAACUUACCUCGUUCAUCCAGGCGAAAGAUGUAGGGGUAGCCGACUUGGCUUCUCGCAGUGCCACGUCUAUCACCAACGACAAAGAACUAAUCGCGCGCUGCAGAGAAGUCCGCGGGAAAGUUGCGCACAAAUUGGGCAUGUGCACCAAUUGGGAGUUGGUGGACCAACAAUCGCCUGGCCUGCCCUCCGUAGUCAUGGUCGAACCAGUUCGCGACAACACGGUCGGCUCUCUAGGAGGUGCGCAUAUUGUUUCUCGCUUCAUCCUGAACAAUAUGUGCCAUGAUGGCAUGGCUGGCACAGUCGCCGCUGCCACAGCAGCCUGCAGUCGGCUUCAAGGUACCCUGAUCAACACCCUGACCAAUGGGGGAGCCAAAAGCCUGGACGACCCCGAAUUCCGUAUUUCCCAUCCGCUAGGUCUGUUCCACGUUCGGGUCGAGGCCGCUGUUGACGGCCGAAGGGCGCGUACCACGCCGAGUGAGAAGCCUGAGUUCAAUGUAUUGGCGUUUGUGAGGACAUCUCGACGUAUCUUUGAGGGCAAGGUAUAUAUCCCCGACGAUGUUUGGGAUGGAAAGGCCACCGAAAGUACCGAAACUGCGAAUAGGUCCAACGGCACCAACGGGCUGCAUGAUUGA
This is a messenger RNA of Fonsecaea multimorphosa CBS 102226, 1281 nucleotides long. RefSeq lists its product as uncharacterized. The coding region runs from base 1 to 1281 and encodes 426 amino acids. NCBI's taxonomy places the organism in Eukaryota, Fungi, Ascomycota, Eurotiomycetes, Chaetothyriales, Herpotrichiellaceae. The transcript is spliced from 2 exons. The record is from RefSeq and is a predicted model, not a curated record.